AUUGUCAACUAGUCCGAGUCACGUGAUUAACAUGUGCUUCAGAAGUCGACUCUUCACAAAAAGGAGGUAAUAAUUUAAAAUACAACAUGGCGGAGCGGGAAAGAGAUAUACAAACGUGUUGUAUUUCAGAUACAUCGUGUCAGUUUGGACUGCAGUCUGUUUGGGGCACCGGGAACCAAUUAUUUUUGUUUCCUGGCAAAAACCCUCUUCUCUCCAAUGAACGAAGACCUGCCACUGGUAAAAAUGAACAGAUUCGUGAAGUACAGUGGGACAUCGAUCUGCACCACCCUGUUCUCAGAAAAAUGGUCAACGAUUCACACAAUAUAUUUGUGAAUCUACAACGCCAGGCUACUCAGCUUACUGGAGCAGCAUUUCAUACACAAAUAUUAAAUUCAAGCAGGCAUUACAGAGCAACACAGAAAGCCUACCUAAAGGAUCUAGAUGAUAUGAUAGGAAGCACCAGGGAUGAGGAGCAGAGACAACAAUAUAUGGAACACUUGAAGCUACUCAAUAUCUCGGAGCUGAUUUGGAGUUUGUGUGAAAUCCUCUUCAUUGAGAGUCCUGUUGGUGGUCUGGUUGUUCCCAAGCUACUGGACUGGCUGAAGCUCCACUUCAUCACUGCGGGGAGACUGUUUGAUGACUUGAUGAAGGAAGAACAGCCUGAGAGCAAGACCACGUAUUGGGAUACGAUAUUUCGAUUGGUGCUUCAAGGACAGAUAGAGAAAGCCUGUCGUCUGCUUUCCUUACAUUCAGCCAGACAGACUGACGACUUUCAAACUCUCAUUAACUUAUUAAAGAGAAUGCCACAGUUAAGUAAUGUUUACAAAGGAAGUUCAGUGGCAGAGUUUGACAUGAAAUGGCGACACUGGAGAGAUGAAUGUCAAAGGAACUAUGAGGAACAAAAAUUCUCUAUCAAUCCAAAUCUGGAAACUGUAGUCAGGAUUCUGUGUGGUGAAGAUGCAGUGUUCAGUGAAGUGAAGGAUUGCUGUGACCCUUGGUAUCACAUGCUGAUUUCUAAAGCCCUUUAUCAGGACCCUACUGUCAAAGCCUGCGACCUCCAUUACUAUAUCCAGGGUUGUCAAGAUGCCUACAGGAGUACCACUAGGCUCGGAGAGCUGGAUAGCAUUCUUCUGUCAGCCUUAGAAUCGGACGUGUAUCAAGUCAUCAAAGACAGCAGGACUGUAUUCAGCAAUGGUUGGUUUGUGGCUCACCUGACAGAUUUACUGCACCACUGUGGACAGUUGGACUCCCACCGGCUACAGUUUGGUUCUGAUCUGCAGCGAGAGUUCCUACUUCUGGAGUAUGCUGGCUCUCUUAUGUCUCACCACAGUUUAUGGAUUGUAGGAGUUAGCUAUCUGGACCAUUGUGCAGAAUUUGGAAGGAAAUACCUUGAAUUGUACUUGGACCACAUUCCUUUGGACUCUGAGAAAAAAGCAAACAAAAUAUUAAAGAUAUGUGAGGACAGAAAUAUGACAGAACAAGCCAAAAGUAUUUGUAAGGUCAUGGGAAUGAGAUGUAUCAGAAACAAAAGACUAGGAGCAGCCUUGACCUGGUUUUUGAGGUCAAAGGAUGUGGGAUUCGCUACAGUUCUUGCUGAAAAGUAUCUUCUGGAGUACAGUGAGAGUGGAGAAUUCACAAACCUGGACCUGAUUGAUUACUUGGGGCCGUCCAUGUUGCUAAGUAACAGACUAACGUUUCUAGGGAAAUACCGCGAGUUCCACAAGCUGUACUCGGAGGGCGAGUACCACGCGGCCGGGGACCUACUGCUGGCCCUACUACAGGCUCGCCUCGCUCCAAAACAGUUUUGGAUCACGCUGUUAAUUGAUGCCCUCCCUUUACUUGAAAAAACAGAGCUGAUCUUCAGCAGUCAACAGACUCGUGAACUGAUGAAGUGCCUUGAGGAACUCACCACUGAAUACAAGCUAGGGAAGAAACGAGAUGGCUUGGGGUUCACAGAGGCUAGAAAAGACCAACUGGAUGUUUUAAAAUUGGCAUUGUCUAGAAACUUGCCAAAAGCAAUUUUACAAGAGGGAACAGUAAAUCUGCUUUAAACUUGUAUGGCUGUAAUACUUCCCUUGGUGUAUGUGUCAGGAGAGGCUUGAAUUGGAGGCUGAUAAAAAUCGGCCAGCCAGGAGUUAUGAUUCACAUGUGUUAAGACUUAUUCAUUGAACCAAGACAACAUCCACAUGUGUUCAACAUAAACAUUUGUGUUUUGACAAUGAGGGUGCAAUUUGGUUGUUGUUUUCAUUCAAGAAAAAAUGAAAUGUAUAAA
Messenger RNA from Magallana angulata, 2272 nucleotides. Its product is annotated as nuclear pore complex protein Nup85-like. Gene Ontology annotation, cellular component: nuclear pore outer ring. Gene Ontology annotation, molecular function: structural constituent of nuclear pore. The transcript is spliced from 22 exons. NCBI's taxonomy places the organism in Eukaryota, Metazoa, Mollusca, Bivalvia, Ostreida, Ostreidae. The coding region runs from base 87 to 2051 and encodes 654 amino acids. Gene Ontology annotation, biological process: mRNA export from nucleus; protein import into nucleus; positive regulation of DNA-templated transcription. The record is from RefSeq and is a predicted model, not a curated record.